Messenger RNA from Nerophis lumbriciformis (worm pipefish), 846 nucleotides. The record is from RefSeq and is a predicted model, not a curated record. Lineage: Eukaryota; Metazoa; Chordata; Actinopteri; Syngnathiformes; Syngnathidae.
AUGUGUUCCAGUCGGGGCCUUUGCAACAGUGGGGAGCGAGCCGCCGACCGACCUGCCCGCUCCGAGAGCGCCGGUUCGGGGGCUCACUAUGCCCUGUGCGCCCUGGGCGUGGGCCUUAUCGCGCUGGGCGUGGUCAUGAUCGUGUGGACGGUCAUCCCCGUCGAUGGGGAAGCGUCUGGCACCUCCACCAACACGUCCAGCAACACCACCGCGGAUGACACUGACAGCGGCAGCGAAGAAGGGGAGCUCUCCAAGUCAUCGUCGGUCGCCAUCGUGUUGGUCGGCGUCGGCCUGGCCAUGCUGCUGCUGUCCAUUUGCCUCGGAAUUCGGAGCAAGCGCAGAGCGAACAGCAAUCCGCAAGUUGCAACGACGGCAGCGGCGUCUGCCUUCUUGGAUCAUGUGGCCGGCGAGCAAGAAGACGUUCCGGAUCCAACCACAUUCAACGUUCCGAGCUAUGAGGAAGUAGUGGGCAGCAGCGACUACCCCGUGCGUCAGAGCAACCUCCGGCAGAGCAACACCCACCUGCCGUCGUACGAGGACAUCAUUGCGGCCGUAGAGAACGAGGAUGCCGAGCAACCGGCUGAGGACGCCCCCCUAAGCGACGGCGCCCCAUCACCAGCUGCUGAGCCCCAGGCCGACGCCGCCCGUCAGCCCAGUCUACCGGCGCGCAGCGCCAGCCGGGCCAGCCGCCUGCUGCGCCCCCUGCGGGUGCGGCGUAUCAAGUCGGACAAGCUUCACCUGAAGGACUUCCGCAUCCAAAUCCGCAGUCCCACGACCAACCCGGUCAACAUCGAGCCCAUCACACCGCCACCGCAGUAUGACAAUAAGCCGCCGGAAUUGGGCUGA